GCGCAUGGCCACGGAGGUCGCACGAGCAUCCAUAGCGAGGAAUUCAUCCGACCCUCUUGCUUCGCCUAGGUCCAUUCCCGCACGCUUUCUUCUCCCAUAUCGUACUUUAUGACCUUGUUCCCACCGCCACAAUUCUUUGAACUCUACAUAACCUGUGCUCGGACAUAUCACUUCCCCAGAUACCACCUCCGAGAAUCCUAUUUAAUACGCCUCCAAUUUCCGAGAGUUUCAUAGCACCACCAUGCCGCCGUACAUGCCCACACAACAGGUCACAGCAGACUUUGACCUCUCCGUCCGUUUCACGCUGGACAACCUCGGAGAGCUCCUGCUCUAUCCUGACGAUGGGCCCGAGCCCGAAGCACGCAUGAGUUCAAUAUUCUGGCCUGGGCUAAAGUUCAGGAUGUCCCCGGUGACGGAAGGAUCUUCAAAACAGCGCAAAUGCCGUCUCUCAUUGUAUAUGCUUCCUGGAGACACCAUGCCGCCCUUCACGAUGCACGUCACCGCGACACUGCAGUCUCUCUCGGGGUGUGCAUACCCGACAAAACCGCUCCGCAGGCAGGCCACCAUCGAGCAUGGCCGCGCGAGCAUUGGCACUCUGCUCUCACUGAGCAUGUUCGAAUCCUCGGAGACGAUGCAGGCCGAGGACGCGGUGGUCGUGCAUGUUUCGAUGCGCUCCGCCAGCUCUCCGCCCUCUCUCCGCUCACAGCCGACGCUCAACCUGAUACACCGCGUGCUGACCGCGCAGCCGGCGUCCAAAAUGAGGUUCAUCGUGUUCCGCAGGCGGGACUCGACAGGCCACCUGAGCUCUCCCCGAGAAUUCCAUGCCGAUAUGAAUGAACUCGCGUCAUACUUCAUGGGUCACGAUGGUCUGCUCGAAGUGACUGACCGCAUAGAAGGCUUUGAGCUUCCCAGAGGCGCGAGCCUUGGUGAUUACAGCCUCGUGAAUGACGGACAUGACAGUGAUAGCGACUUUGAGCCAGAUGAGGAGGAAGAUGACGAAGACGCGGACAUUGUCGUGGUCAAACGCGACUGCUCGGAUGAUCUCCCGCUGCAAAAGCAUCGAGAAACGCAAUUGAUUCAUGAUUCUCCUGCAGAUUCUCUAGUCAUGCAGGACAGUCUCAUCCAAAAUAGUGUUCAUAACGACCUAGAUGAAUCAGUGCAAUCCACAACCGGCUCUUUCCGCCUGGUCCACCACAAGCGGGAGGAAGGCAGCCACUUAUACUCAUACUCAACUUUCGAUGGGCAGACAUUUGUCCUGCUCGGUACCGCAUCGCGGACGUGGGAAGCUCUACUGUACUAUCUAUACACAGGGAGCAUCGACUUUGCCCCGCUGCAGCCACAAAAAUCAUCACGCCGGGCAAUUUCCUCUUCCUUACCAUUCCAAAAUGGAACCACACAAAAGCCCGGCCCCGUCUCGUGUCGGUCCAUCUACCGCCUAGCCUACAAGCUCGGGCUGGAGGACCUGCGCAAACAUGCUUUGCAAUACCUCAUCUCGCAGUUAUCGCCAGAAACGGUGCUCACGGAGGUGUUCAGCGAGUUCACCGCGCGGUAUGAGGAGGUGAAGGAGAUGGAGCUCGCGCUCGUCGUGCAGUACUGGGAUGCGCUCAAGGCGUCCGCGGCCUUCAAGCGGAAGAUGGUCGAGGUGACCAACGGCAGCGUGCCCCAUGCGGCGGAUGUCAUUUCUGAGAUUAUGCUGAGAGUUUCUGCGAGGCAGGCUUAGGUCUGCAUUGUUUUUGAGGACGGAUGGGACAUUUCUUGGUUGCUUGCUUGUAUGUGCUCGUUCUCUACGGGCGGACUUGGAUCAGACGAUCAUCAUGUACAUCAUUCAUCUUAUUUCUUGACGACAUAAUACUAGACGCAAUACUAUUACACAAUCCGCGUAGCAAAAUGGAUUUUCGCGUUCCGAUCUCAAGCACCAUUCUUUUCAUCUUGCCAAUGCACUCAAGUGAGUUUGGCUAGAGGACAACUGAAAG
Messenger RNA from Laetiporus sulphureus 93-53, 1973 nucleotides. RefSeq lists its product as uncharacterized. Lineage: Eukaryota; Fungi; Basidiomycota; Agaricomycetes; Polyporales; Laetiporaceae. The record is from RefSeq and is a predicted model, not a curated record. The coding region runs from base 242 to 1720 and encodes 492 amino acids. The transcript is spliced from 6 exons.